AUGUACUUUCACCAUCUGCAGUGACGGAAAACGAAGACGUAAUGGAGUGAACCGUGGUGUUCGUGUAAUGGGUUAUCCUCUUCAUAUAUUUUGGUGAAUUCCGCGACCGGGAGUUGCCAUGAAGGCCGGGGCCUCCUCUGUGUGGGCGUCAUGCUGUGGCCUGCUGAACGAGGUGAUGGGUGCCGGGGCGGUCCAUGGCCAGCAGCCAGGCUUCGGGGCUGGGGCGGGACCCUUCCGCUUCGCCCCCAGUGCUGCAUACUCCAACUACCCGCCCGCUGCCUCAGGACCACUGGGACCCACCUGCAUGGCCUGUGGCCUGGAAUUCUCUGUCUUCAGGAGGAAGCACAUCUGCAGUGGCUGCAAGAAGAGCUUCUGUUCCCUGUGCUCUGCACUGCAGGAGAACCUGCGCAGGUGUGCCACCUGCCACUUGCUGCGUGGCACUGCCUUCCAGCGGCCGCAGCUCAUGCAGCUGCGUGUCAAGGACCUGCGGCAGUACCUGCUGCUGCAUGAGGUCCCCACCGACACCUGCCGUGAGAAGGAGGACCUGGUCGACCUGGUGCUCUGCCACCAGAGGGCACUGUGUGGUGAGGAGGAUGAGGAAGAGGAUGAGGAUGAGGAAGAGGAUGAGGAUGAGGAUGAGGAUGAUGAUGAGGAUGAAGAAGAUGAUGAUGAUGAUGAUGAUGAUGAUGAUGAUGAUGCCAACACCAGCAGCUCACACUUACAAGCCUUCCAUGUCCCGUCUCCACGCACCUUUGAAACAUCGGCGAGCUCCGCCCCUCAGGGAGACCCACUCAGCGGGAAUGACAGCUCAGGGACCAAUCAGCAGGGUAACAGUACCUCGCUCUCCCUCAUCAACGUGGGACCAGGUGGCAGGGAGAGACAGCCCCAACAGGCUAGCCCCCUGGGCCGCAAGCGGCCACAUGCUUCUCUUUCGGACCUCUCCGGUGAGCAGGACAUUGAGGGCCUGACGGUCCGGCAGCUCAAAGAGAUCCUGGCCUGCAACUUCGUCAGCUACUCUGGCUGCUGCGAGAAGUGGGAGCUGGUGGAGCGCGUGGGCCGGCUGUACCGCGAGGUUGAGCACAACAGGAAGUCCAUGGAGAAUGUCAGUGAUGGCAUGAGUGCAGUGGUAGCAUAUCCCUCCUCUCUCUGCACUACUGGAAUCGUAGGUGGGACCAGACCACAGCUGGCCAGCCAGGAUGACAGCCUGUGCCGCAUCUGCAUGGACGCUGUGAUCGACUGCGUGCUGCUGGAGUGUGGUCACAUGGUCACCUGCACCAAAUGCGGCAAGCGUAUGAGCGAGUGCCCCAUCUGCAGGCAGUACGUGGUGCGUGCUGUACAUGUCUUCAAGGCCUAGCUGCACCCCCACUCCCCCUUGCUGGCAUCUUGCCAGCCUCCUGAUAGCUUUCACUUCUGUUUACUGUGGACAGUCGUGGCUCCAUGUUGGCAAACAGGCCCCAUCUCCCUGUUUUUUUUUUUAAAUCCAGCUUCCUCUUCCUCCUUCUCCAACAGCAGCGGUGUGACUCGGUCUGCUUUAAAUUUCUCAAUUCUUGCUCCAGACCCAGGUGUGGAAAACAGGAGCGGUAAUGGAGUAGGUCACAACUCCCGUAACGGGCAGGAGCUGAUGUGGGAUCUCAUGCCUCGAGCCCAUUGUGGGAGAGUCUGCCAUGACUUUUAGUCUUGGUUUAGUCUCAGUGUUCAUAAAUGUGGGCGUGAUUUAUUUUUUUAUUUAUGUAUUUUUAUUUAAAGAGAUGGCACCGCGCUGCACUUCUGAGCUCAGCGUUUUUACAUCAGAAUGUAAAGAUAUUUAAAUGUACAUGUAGAUCUGUCCUUCAGUAUCUCAUCACAUGAGCUGCUGCACUUAGUGACCGAAGACCAGCUACUGUUCAGAGGCUGGGGUGUGACCUCUGUGCCAAACUACGGAUGUGUGUGCAUGUAUGCCAGGCGUGUAAGCGUGCGCCUUUCUGGAAUGAUACACUGUACAGGUCUAACGCUCUCCUGUUGAGGAGCAGAGGCCCGAAAGAGGAAUCUAAACCAAAUAUGACCAACAUGCGUGAACAGUUGGGUCAUGGUUCCACUGCACUGUUGUCCCAACAUGUUAGACGGGCUGGUUAUGAGAGUGUAGUGCUCUCAUGGUGGGUGGACUGGCUGAUCAGUUACUCGCGGUGAGAGAAGCGAAAGAGGGGCUUCAUCUUGAUGUUGGGGAAAACCCCAGUGAUUCAGGUUCCACCCUCAACUUGGAUGUAUUUUUUUGUGUUUAGAACAAAGCUUCUCACCCUGGUGAAGUGGUCAAUAGCAAUUAAAUGGGGAACUUUGUGUCCUGGGACUCAAAUAAGGUCCAGUCUACCCUGUUGGGCAAUAGUAGGAGAAAUGAGAUUUCAGAAGCUAUGGUGAGUGGGAUUAUUUUGCUCUGUCAGUCAGUACCUGGUUUAAGCCAAUGGGAAGCAGGAUCGACCUGUGAUUGAUUGACAGCACAACAAUUCCACCCACAUGUGGGCUUCGAAAGCUGAAUAUUCCUCAGCAAAUAUAUUAGAUGCCAGGCAGAAAGUGAUAGUGACAGCCAUGCCGUACUGUUAUUCAGUUGUAGCAAUAGCAUAGUUCUCUUGUGCUUUUCCACCAGCCUCAUUGUUUGUUUAAAGGAAGUAUGGAAGAGAGAGAACAGGUGCUAAAUAUAGAUUUUUCUGCCUCCUGGUGCAAGGUAUUUUGUGACUGUGCAUUUGUUUUGAUAUUAGCGGAAAUGUUUAUAUGGCUUUUCCUUUGAAAUUGUUCAAUUCCCAGAGUUCUCAAGUGUUUUGUUCAAGCAUGUAAAAAAUAGAGUUUAUUUUUGGAGUCGAGAGAACCUUCAGAUGUAUUAUAUUUGCAGUAGAUAUGUUUAGUUUUCUUUUAAAUCUUUGAUGAACUAAUCAGAGCUCUAAGUUUGAUCAUGCAUAGAAUUUGCAUAAUUAUAUAAAGUAUAUUGCUGUAAAAUUGCAUAUCAUGAUGCGUAUCAUUAGAGAUGUACACUAUGUAUAUUUUUUCCCAUUUAAUAAGAAUGUCCAGAACCUAUUUUGAGUGUUAUUCUGAUUAGCCUGCCAUUGAGUUAAACUAUACUGCUCAGUGGUUGGAGAAUAUUGUGGAUUUGAUCUGGUGUCUCUCACUAGACAUCAGAGCUUUCAUCAGUCUUCAAAAGUUCACACUGCUUGUCUUAACCGAAGUUUAGAUUGUCACAGUUUCCUUCUUUUUUACCCCUUAAUUUGAAACGAACAUCCAACAGUUACACAUGGAGAACUAUAGAAAGCACUGUGUACUUAUGUCUGUAUAUAGAAUACUAGACAACUGAUGCUGCUAUCUUCUCAAAGAUGUCACUCACAGGCAACUAGUCACAGAGCGCGUGUCAGGGCUCAGGACCGGCCCGCCUCCCCACCAAUCCCACUGAAGGGUGUACUUUGAGCAAACAGUGGCGUGAAGAUCUGGUCUUUGUAUUUUGGAAUGUUGACCUUUUUAUUUUGGUAAUUUUAAAAAUAAAAAAAGACUUUAAUAAAUAUACAGUAACUUCA
This is a messenger RNA of Paramormyrops kingsleyae, 3533 nucleotides long. The record is from RefSeq and is a predicted model, not a curated record. NCBI's taxonomy places the organism in Eukaryota, Metazoa, Chordata, Actinopteri, Osteoglossiformes, Mormyridae.